GGUAUAAAGUGGAGGGUGUAAGGGGCAUUUUGUGCGGACAGUGGAAGAGCAACAGCAGGCAGUCUCCUCUCUCUCUCAGCAUCUGUAAGAGUCUUCUACAGGCCCAAAGCGUCAUGGCAGCCCAAAUAUUCAAAGGCGCUGGGGAGAAGCCCGGCCUGCAGGUGUGGAGGGUGGAGAAGAUGAGUCUGAACCCGGUCCCCAAGGAGCUCUACGGGAACUUCUUCAGCGGAGAUGCCUACAUAGUGCUCUACACCACAUCUGCCCCGUCCUACAAUGUCCACUCCUGGGCAGGUAUCGAUUCGUCCCAGGACGAGAGCGGGGCGGCGGCCAUCUUGAUGAUGCAGCUGGACGAACAUCUGGGGGGCAAACCUCGUCAGUUCACUGAGUUUCAGAACGAGGAGUCCAUCACCUUCACCGGCUACUUCAAAUCAGGCAUCAAGUACAAGAAAGGAGGAGUGGCUUCAGGCUUCAACCACGUUGUUACUAAUGAUAUCAAAGUGGAGCGCCUUUUACACGUAAAGGGGAAGCGCAUCGUCAGAGCCACUGAGGUCCUCUUUUCCUGGGAGUCUUUUAACACUGGGGACUGCUUCAUCAUCGACCUGGGCUCGAACAUCUACCACUGGUCUGGAAGUGAGAGUAACCACUUUGAACGUCUGAAGAGUACAGCUGUGGCCAUAGACAUCCGCGACAACGAGCGCAAAGGCCGAGCAGAGGUGCACAUGAUCAAAGAGGGUGAAGAAACAGAAGAAAUCAUCAGUGCUCUGGGGCCCAAGCCAGAUCUCCCACCUGGAACCACGGACACCCCUGUGUCAAAGCAGGCCAAGUGUGAAGCUUCUCUCUACAUGAUUUCAGAUGCUGCUGGGUCCAUGAAGGCAACUCGAGUGGCUGAGAAGAACCCAUUCAAACAGGACAUGCUCAAUCAGAACGACUGUUACAUCUUGGACAAUAAAGGCACCCACACGCUCUUUGUCUGGAAAGGAUCAAAAGCUAAUCCUGCCGAGCGAAAAGCAGCUCUGUUAGCCGCCCAGCAGUUUAUUAAAGACCACAACUACCCAAAAAACACUAAGAUCCAGAUCAUUCCAGCUGGAGCAGAGACCACUCUUUUCAAGGAGUACUUCUUCAACUGGCUGGACAAAGACGAGACCACGGGCCCCAGUCAGGGUUACACCAUUGGGAAAAUCGCCAAGGUGAAGAAAGUCCCAUUCGACGCCUCCGGUCUCCAUAACAACGCCGCCAUGGCCGCCCAGCACGGAAUGGUGGACGACGGCUCAGGCGAAGUCCAGAUCUGGCGUGUGGAGGGUGGUGAUAAAGUUGCCGUUGAUGCUUCGACUUAUGGUCAGUUUUAUGGAGGAGACUGUUACCUGGUGCUGUACUCCUACAAGUGUGGAGGCCGAACCAAGCACAUCAUCUACACCUGGCAGGGAAAGAAGUGCUCCAAGGAUGAGCUGGGAGGUUCUGCCAUCCUCACUGUUCAACUGGACGACUCUAUGGGAGGCGUAGCAACCCAGGUGCGUGUGACCCAGGGGAAGGAGCCUGCUCACCUGGUCAGCCUGUUCAAAGGGAAUCCCAUGGUGGUGUACCUGGGUGGAACGUCCCGCGACGGAGGACAAAGUUCACCAGGAGAAACCCGCCUCUUCCACAUCCGCCUGAGCUCCACCAAGGCCACUAGAGCUGUCGAGGUUGAGCCCACUGCCUCCUCCUUGAACACCAACGAUGUGUUUGUGUUGAAAACCUGUGACGGGGUUUACCUGUGGAAAGGCGUGGGUGCAGCUGAGGAGGAGAUGGGGGCAGCACAGUACGUGGCCUCUCUGCUCGGAGGGUCGGUCACAGAGGUCGAGGAGAAGAGAGAGCCAGACUCUUUCUGGGCUGCACUGGGAGGAAAGAAAGAGUACCAGACAUCAAAGACUCUGCAGAACGCCAUGAAGCCGCCACGCCUGUUCGCAUGCUCUAACAAGACUGGAAGACUAAUUGCUGAGGAAGUGCCCAGGGACUUUUCACAGAUAGACUUGGCUACUGAUGAUAUCAUGAUCCUGGAUGCAUGGGACCAGCUUUAUGUGUGGAUUGGAAAGGAUGCAAGCGAUGAAGAGAAGGAGGGUGUGGGGAAGAUUGCUCAAGACUACAUUAACAGUGACCCAGCAGGCCGGCGCGGGACCCCCAUAGUCACCUUUAAGCAGGGAGAGGAGCCACCCUGUUUCACCGGAUGGUUCCAUGGCUGGGAUGACGACAUGUGGCAGAAAGACCCUAUGGAUCUGAUCAGCCUGAUGAGCCAGAAGAAGUGCCACUAAACCAGAAGAAGCCAAACCUGCAAUGCCUUUUUCACUUGUGUAGUGCUGUUAGUUUAAAUGUUUAAAUCCAUCAUGAUACCCCCAUUAGAGAGACUUUUCUGCAGACUGUGUUGAUACUCUGCAUCAGAUAUCAUCUACAUUUCCUGGGGGGAGGGGUGACGCUAGCUAGAGGCUCUGCUCUGUCUGUUACUCUUAGACUUUAAUCCGAGCUUCAUUAUAAAACCUUCUGACCAUACUGACUUAUCUGGAACUAGAAGCCUGAUGUCACUGCAAAGUAUCAGUAUGAAAAUAGACAGUGGUGCCAGUUAAAAAGUAAGAUAUUACAAAAGUAUAACAAGAUCUAAACUAAUUCUGGUAGCAAAUAUAUUUUCUUAAACAUAUCCUACAUGUAAUACCACUGUCUAUUUAAAUUUACAGCCUGUAGUUUUGAUUAUAUUGUAAGACAACCAUACAUUUGUGGGAAAAAUAGUUUUAAACAUUGAAAAGAUGACCUGAAAUGCUUUGCCAAAUCAACUCUGUAAUAGCCACUUAACUGGUUCUGCACUCCAAUAAACUUUAAACUCAAAA
Molecule: messenger RNA, 2852 nt
Organism: Boleophthalmus pectinirostris (great blue-spotted mudskipper)
Lineage: Eukaryota; Metazoa; Chordata; Actinopteri; Gobiiformes; Gobiidae
Gene: scinla
Product: scinderin like a
Exons: 17
Coding region: 114-2285 (723 amino acids)
Biological process (GO): barbed-end actin filament capping; actin filament severing; actin polymerization or depolymerization
Cellular component (GO): actin cytoskeleton; cytoplasm
Molecular function (GO): actin filament binding; phosphatidylinositol-4,5-bisphosphate binding
Source: RefSeq, a predicted model, not a curated record